AAUCCCUUCGAUGACGUGUUGACGUCACCCGGCGUGCGUGCUGACGUCGCCGCGUGACCUCCCCCCUCCCCGCUGCGUGAGAUUUCGAGCGUCAUGGCGGCCUCCUUGGGCACGGGCGCGCGGCUUCCGCCCCGGGGCCUGCGACUCCUCGUGGCGAUGGCCGCCUCGCCGCAGCAGCAGCAGCAGCGCCACCUCCUCCUCCACGUGUGCCGAUGUGUGCCGGCGUUACCGGGCCGCUCCGGCCAGCGUGGGCCGUGGGGGCCGUGGAGGGGGGCCCAGGCCCUGUGGAGGGGGGCCCAGGCCCCGUGGAGGGGGGCCCAGGCCCCGUGGAGGCCCCACGGCCGACCCGUCACCUGCGCCGUCCGAUACGGCGGCUCCACCCCCACCGCGCAGCAGAUGGCGACUACUACUACUACUACGACUACCACGACUACUACCACGACUACUACAACAGACACAACGUCAGCGACGUCGCCGGCAGCGGCGUCGUCAGCGGCGGCGGCGUCAGCGGCGGCGGCGGCGUCUCCCGUGACGGACGGAGGGGCGGCCGACAUGGCCGUGGUCUUGGGGGUCGGCGGUCACGGGGGAGACUCUGCGAUGGAGGUGCUGGGGGAGGCGGCGGGAGGAGGAGGCGUGGAGGGGGCCCAGGCGGCGCUGGAGGGGGUCCUGUCGGCGGGAGCCGCAGGCCUGCCCGAGGCCACGAUGGCCGAGCUGGGCCUGGGGGCGGCCACGCCCGUGGGGUUGGUGCAGAACUUGCUGGAGAGCCUCCACCUGGACCUGGGCCUGCCCUGGUGGGGCGCCAUCGUCACUGGCACGCUGCUGGUGCGGCUGCUUGUGUUCCCGCUCAUGGUGAAGGGGCAGCGUGAGGCCGCCAAGCUGAACAACUUCGCACCGCAGCUCAUGCAGCUCAACAAGAGCAUGACGGACGCCAAGAACUCGGGCAACCAGUUCGAGUUCUCCAAGGCGCACACGGAGCUGACUUCCUUUUACAAGAAGCACAAGAUCAACCCUCUCAAGUGCUUCCUCGUGCCAAUGGUUCAGAUGCCGAUCUUCCUGUCCUUCUUCAUGGCGCUGAGGAAGAUGGCCGAGCUGCCCGUGCCCAGCAUGGAGACUGGCGGCGCCCUCUGGUUCCUGGACCUCACGGCGGCGGAUCCCCUCUACCUGCUGCCCGUCGCCUCCACGCUCACCAUGCUGGCCGUGCUGGAGCUGGGAGCUGAGACAGGAGUGGACAACCCCAACUACAAGGCCAUGAAGAACGUGUUCCGCAUCGUCCCCAUCGUCAUCCUGCCGCUCGUCGCUUCCUUCCCCACCGCGGUGUUCACCUACUGGCUAACGUCAAAUGUGGUGUCGCUGAUGCAAGUGUCGGUGCUUCGAGUGGGCUCGGUCCGCCGGAUCCUGGGAAUUCCGGAGCGCGUGCGGCACGCGGCGGGAGCCAUGCCCAGCCAGGGCUUCAUCUCCACCGUUAAGAAGAAUUGGAAUGAUUCUAAGGAAGCUCACCGCCUCAAGGAGCGUGAGAGAUACAUCAAGCACCGGCUCGAUAUCGCCGCCAAGGCUCCGCUCAGACAGACGUUCUCCCAGAAUCCCCUGCAGCAGCAGCAGCAGCAGCAGGGGGCAGCUCCGGUACCGGGGGUGGCGGUGGCGGGCAAACGCAGCGAGGUGACGGGGAGUGCCAACAAGGGGAGACCUGGGGGCUCCAGACCAUGGGGGGACAGCCUAGGCUAGCGAACACUCAGACACACACACACACACACAUUCAUACACACAUUCAUACACACACUCACACACACACACAUUCAUACACACACUCAUACACACUCACACACUCAUACACACAUUCAUACACACACACACU
Petromyzon marinus (sea lamprey) is the source of this 1852-nucleotide messenger RNA. RefSeq names its product OXA1L mitochondrial inner membrane insertase. Gene Ontology annotation, cellular component: mitochondrial inner membrane. Gene Ontology annotation, molecular function: membrane insertase activity. The record is from RefSeq and is a predicted model, not a curated record. NCBI's taxonomy places the organism in Eukaryota, Metazoa, Chordata, Hyperoartia, Petromyzontiformes, Petromyzontidae. Gene Ontology annotation, biological process: protein insertion into mitochondrial inner membrane from matrix.